AUGACUCCAGUGGCAUUAUUAGACUUUAAUUUUUUAAUAACAGGACGACACUCCAAGCCUUUCAGGUAUCAUACAACUAUCAUUGCAAGCCUUUACUUCCAAAUGCUAUCUUUAUUUUCUCUGCAUUACACACAAGCUUUCUGCACGUGGUUGCCUUGGUCAUCUUUCUACAAUAGCAUCUGGACAUCAGAAGUCCUGUUAAAUAUUGUUGGUACAGAAAAUUUGAAGAGAUGGCAGUGCCUAAAACUACAGUUUAUGUCCUUUUGGAAAGUAUGUAUUAAGUGCAUGUUUUUUGUGCACCGUCGUCUUUAG
Molecule: messenger RNA, 312 nt
Organism: Rangifer tarandus platyrhynchus (Svalbard reindeer)
Lineage: Eukaryota; Metazoa; Chordata; Mammalia; Artiodactyla; Cervidae
Source: the annotation of a GenBank genome assembly